Molecule: messenger RNA, 782 nt
Organism: Fopius arisanus
Lineage: Eukaryota; Metazoa; Arthropoda; Insecta; Hymenoptera; Braconidae
Product: transmembrane protein 199
Biological process (GO): vacuolar proton-transporting V-type ATPase complex assembly
Cellular component (GO): endomembrane system
Source: RefSeq, a predicted model, not a curated record
CCUAAUCUCAUUAUGCCUGUAGAGCAGAUUGAGGAUCCAUCAGUGAAGAUAAGGCCCCCCUCGAAGCUCAUCCAGUUUAUCCGGAAGAACGUGAACGUGAAGGAGGCACCUGAGAGUCUGAGAGCUGUGAAAAAAUCCCACAAACCCGAGGCGCUGCUGAAUAUCAAGGACAUCAAGUGGUUAAACGAAUUUCUCAUCGAGUACAGAAAGAAAACAGACACCAAAGUGUACAUUCACGAGCUUCUGGAGGGAGCUGAUGUAAUCCUCCCAGAGCCCAAGGUCACACCAAGAAAUCCAGUGCUGGAGGCGAGAAUCCAGAAAUUGACAGCUCAACAAUCAGCCAGGGAGUACGAGGCGAUGACCAAAGGAGUGGAUCCCAUCAGAAAAUAUUACCCCGAGGACACUAUCUCAUAUCAAAUGAAGGAAAUUAAUAAACAACUCAUCGCUGUAGCCCAAUUCGUCUUCUCUGUGAUAGCAGCCUUUGCAUUUGGUUUCAUAGGACUUGAGCUCAUCGUUGGUAGCCUAGAUUUUGGUUUCAGAUUGCUGUUAGGAAUAAUCUGCGGCCUCAUUGUAGCCCUCGCCGAGAUCUACUUCCUCGCGAAGAAAUUGAACGAAGACUGCUGGGAGCCCCCACCACCCAGGGUGUUUACAAAAUCCCAUCAGGAAUAAUUAAUCAUUAUAUCCGAGAUAAUUUUCAUCCAGUGGAAUUUCAAUUAUAGCCAAGCAUGAGCCUGUAAAUAACUAAUAUCGUGGGAUUGAAUAUAUUCUUCUCAGAAAAUAUC